AUGACAGAAGUUAAUGAUUAUCUCUAUUGUGAAUAUCAAUGUCCAAACUUUGAUGAUACCAGUUUGGAUGAGAUAGUUGAUCCUGAAACUCUAAUAUUCAACCAAAACAAAGACAAGUUGGAGAAACUAUCUAAUGAGUUACUAUGUGGUAAAAGAGUUGUAUUCGUCACUGGCGCAGGACUGAGUGUUCCAAGUGGUUUGGCAGCAUACAGAGGAACAAAGCAAGCAACAUGGGAGAACUUCAUCAUGGAUUGGGGAACGAGGAAGAAGUUCAAACAGAACCCGACCAACUGGUGGAACCAAUUCUGGCUGCGCACUCACGAGAAGCAAGAGUACAUCGAUGCUCAGCCCAAUCCAGGCCACUUUGCCAUCUCCAGUCUGGUUGAUCUCUGCAAUGUCCGAGUGAUCACACAGAACAUUGAUGAACUCCACCUGAAAUCAAAGAUCCCAGAGCCCAAAGUCAUAGAGAUCCAUGGACGAAUUGGACUCUACAAAUGUAUCAAACCAGGAUGUAUAUACUCAUACGACAAAUCAAUCAAUGACCUGGAUAUCAAUCGUUAUGCAAUCAACAACACAUCUAUGAAGGGAGGUGAUCUUAUGAUUAAUGCACCGGAUUGUCCAAACUGCCGCGCACCUAUAUUACCACAAUCGUUGUUGUUUGAUGAAGACUACAACUCACAUUCAUUCCUGCGAUAUCAUGACGCAAUGAACUGGAUUGACAAUGCCGACGUCUUUGUAUUUGUCGGCACAUCAUUCUCAGUGGGCAUCACAGACGAGAUCGUCUAUCAAAGCAAGCAGUAUGGCAAAUCAUUGUACAACUUCAACCUCUAUCCCGAGGAGAAGAUCAAGAGCAUGGUCAACAUUCUUGGCGGCUCCGAGAUCACACUGCCAAUGCUCGAGCGAAUGGUCAUCUCCAAGGCACUGAAGCGCACUGGUCCACUGAUAUGGCGAGAGAGCAGUGUCAAGUCUUUGACCAUGGAAUCAUCAAAACAGUAUCCAUGG
Acytostelium subglobosum LB1 is the source of this 1002-nucleotide messenger RNA. RefSeq lists its product as hypothetical. The annotation marks the transcript as partial. The record is from RefSeq and is a predicted model, not a curated record. Gene Ontology annotation, molecular function: NAD+ binding. The transcript has 3 exons. Lineage: Eukaryota; Evosea; Eumycetozoa; Acytosteliales; Acytosteliaceae.